CUCGUCCUCGCCGCCCGCAGCCCCGUCCCCGCCGCCGCCGCCCCCCACCGGGGCAUGGCCUGUCUGAUGGCCGCUUUCUCUGUCGGCACCGCCAUGAACGCCAGCAGUUAUUCUGCAGCGAUGACGGAGCCCAAGUCCGUGUGCGUCUCCGUGGAUGAGGUGGUCUCGGGCAGCAUGGAUGCCGCCGAGACGGAGCUGCUGAACGGACACCUGAAAAAAGUGGACAACAACCUCACAGAGGCCCAGCGCUUCUCCUCCUUGCCCCGGCGGGCGGCGGUGAAUAUUGAAUUCAAGGACCUCUCCUACUCUGUGCCGGAGGGACCCUGGUGGCGGAAGAAAGGGUACAAGACCCUUCUGAAGGGAAUUUCCGGAAAAUUCAACAGUGGUGAACUGGUGGCGAUCAUGGGUCCCUCCGGGGCUGGGAAGUCCACGCUGAUGAACAUUCUGGCUGGAUACAGGGAGACUGGCAUGAAAGGGGCGGUCCUCAUCAAUGGCAUGCCUCGGGACCUGCGCUGUUUCCGGAAGGUGUCCUGCUACAUCAUGCAGGAUGACAUGCUGCUGCCGCACCUCACCGUCCAAGAGGCUAUGAUGGUUUCUGCCCAUUUGAAGCUCCAGGAGAAGGACGAAGGCAGACGAGAGAUGGUAAAGGAGAUCCUGACGGCACUGGGCCUGCUCUCCUGUGCCAACACUCGGACGGGCAGCCUCUCGGGUGGCCAGAGGAAGCGCCUGGCCAUCGCACUGGAACUGGUCAACAACCCGCCCGUCAUGUUCUUCGAUGAGCCCACAAGCGGCCUGGACAGUGCCUCCUGCUUCCAGGUGGUCUCCCUGAUGAAAGGGCUGGCCCAGGGAGGGCGCUCCAUCAUCUGUACCAUCCACCAGCCCAGUGCCAAGCUCUUCGAGCUGUUUGACCAGCUGUACGUCCUAAGUCAAGGACAGUGUGUGUACCGGGGCAAAGUCUCCAACCUUGUGCCCUAUCUGAGGGAUUUAGACCUCAACUGUCCCACCUACCACAACCCAGCAGAUUUUGUCAUGGAGGUGGCUUCUGGCGAGUAUGGCGAUCAGAACAGCCGCCUGGUGAGAGCCGUUCGCGAGGGCAUGUGCGACUCGGACUACAAGAGAGACCUCGGGGGCGAUGCCGAGGUGAACCCCUUUCUUUGGCACCGGCCCUCCGAAGAGGUAAAGCAGGCAAAACGAUUAAAGGGGUUGAGAAAGGAUUCCACUUCCAUGGAAGGCUGCCACAGCUUCUCGGCGAGCUGUCUCACCCAGUUCUGCAUCCUCUUCAAAAGGACGUUCCUCAGCAUCAUGAGGGACUCGGUCCUGACACACCUGCGGAUCACCUCGCACAUCGGCAUCGGCCUCCUUAUCGGCCUGCUCUACUUGGGGAUCGGGAACGAGGCCAAGAAAGUGCUCAGCAACUCCGGCUUCCUCUUCUUCUCCAUGCUCUUCCUCAUGUUUGCGGCCCUCAUGCCCACCGUGCUCACAUUUCCUCUUGAGAUGAGUGUAUUUCUUCGGGAACACCUGAAUUACUGGUACAGCCUGAAGGCCUACUACCUGGCCAAGACUAUGGCUGACGUCCCCUUCCAGAUCAUGUUCCCAGUGGCCUACUGCAGCAUCGUGUACUGGAUGACCUCGCAGCCAUGCGACGCGGUGCGCUUCGUCCUGUUCGCCGCUCUGGGCACCAUGACGUCACUCGUGGCCCAGUCCCUGGGCCUGCUCAUUGGGGCUGCCUCCACAUCCCUGCAGGUGGCCACCUUCGUGGGCCCUGUGACUGCCAUCCCGGUCCUUCUCUUCUCGGGAUUCUUCGUCAGCUUCGACACCAUCCCCACGUACCUGCAGUGGAUGUCGUACAUUUCCUACGUCAGGUACGGGUUCGAAGGCGUCAUCCUGUCCAUCUACGGCCUCGACCGGGAAGACCUGCACUGCGACAUCGCCGACACCUGCCACUUUCAGAAGUCGGAGGCCAUCCUGAAAGAGCUCGAUGUGGAAAACGCCAAACUGUACCUGGACUUCAUUGUCCUGGGGAUUUUCUUCAUCUCCCUGCGCCUCAUUGCCUACUUCGUCCUGAGGUACAAAAUCCGGGCGGAGAGGUAAACUGCUCAGCUGCCAGUCGAGAGGAAAUGAGGCAUGGCAGCCAAGGGCACGUCCAGGACUGUGGCGGCAGGCCUGUGGCCCCCCCUGUGGGGACCAUGGGGACCCUGCCCCUGGAAAGCGCUCGUGGUUUGUUGGGGGUCUAAGUGCUCAACUUCUCCACCCGCUGGGGCUGGGUCUUCUCUCCAUUACGCUUUCUAACUUUACCUAGGAAGAAGACACAAGUUGGUUUUUCUUGUGUUUAUGUUAUUUGAACGUGCAGAGUUUAAAAUGCCACCACUGGGGUGGCAUUUAAAACUGCAAAACAACAUGGGACAAGAAGGUUCCUUGGUAAAUAUGCAUCCUUCUGCGCUGGACCGGACACCUUCCAUUCUGGGCAAGGGAUUGGCAGGCACCCCCUGGGCUGCAGGUGGCAUGGCCUCCCCGGAUGUCUGGAAAGAACGUGGAAGCGUGGAGUGACUCCGUUCUACGACUGUUGUCUUUUCAUAGCUGUCGUCUUUCAAAGGUUUGUCUCUUUCCAGAGAGAAGCAGCUCACCAAGCCAAACGCCGGUAAAUGUCAUGCCUUUUAAGAAAUCCUAUCUUUUUAAGGACUCACUCAAGAAACCGUGCAGGAUUGAUAACCUGCCUUGUAGAGACCCAAUGGGUCGGCCUCAAUCACUGAGCUGGUCUCGCUGACAGAGAGAACUUGGGGCAAAGAGUGAAAUGCUCAUUACAGGUCGAGUGAAGAUUUUGAAACUGGAGGCAAGGAUGAUGUGUAGAACAUGGGGGGUGGGGGGAGUUAGCAUGAAAUUGGCCAACUCUUUCAAAAUCUUUUCUUUUCCUUAUAUUUCUUAUGUUAUGCAAAAUAUAUGUAUAAAUAUUUUUUUUCCUUUCUAAAUGUCUGAGCACCUUAAUUUUGCCUAAUGUUUUUCCCAGAUCAACUUUCAUUUAAAAAAUGUGUGUGUGUGUGUGUGUGUUCACAUAUCAUAUCGACUACCUCCACUGAAGGUUGGGCUUGGGGACAUUGUGGGUGUCUGAGCUUCAGGAUAGGCGUGCAGGCACAGGUGGGGAAAGACAAGAACUCUCCUAGAGGCCAAGGUGCUGACCCAAGACCUCGGGGAAGGCAUGUGCUGCUUGGAGAAUUGUGAGCCACUGCACCUCUUGGGCCUGGGCUUUGUUGCAUUUCAGCUACGGAAUCAAAGAGGCACCACCCCAUGGUUGGGACUUGUGUAAACCCUGCAUAUUCUUAAAUGAAAACCCCUAAAAUUCCAGUGACACUGUUACUAACUAAAACCCUCUAGAGCAAGCAGGCUGAACACCCCUUAGAGGACCUUUAUAAUCCAUAGCAGGGCUGCUCACAGUCCACUGGCUGCCUCAUUGCAAGGGCAGGAGCUGAUAGUAGCCAAAGAAGACCAUCUGGAAGACAAUGCAGGUCUGUCCCCCUUCCAGAAGGUCGGUAUUCUGGGACCAGGGUCUUCUAAUGGAAGAUUCCCAUUUUCAUGAGCAAAGUAACUGGCCUCCCUGAGCCUCGGUCUCCUCCUCUGUAAAUAAUAGCACUAGAUCGUUGGCCAGGCCAUCUCAGCUCUAGGAGAAGCUGAGAUGCUUCCAUUGACUUUCUGAAGCUCUGAUUUCUUUCUUUAAGAGCGUGAGAAGGGUCCAGGGAAGGUCUACAUUGUUCACACGAUGAUUUGCUCUGUAAACGCAAAGAGAUUUCUUUUUGACCCCUAGUUCUUUUUGAGUAAACUCCAUGACAUAUAUGAAAAUAAAUAUUAAACACAACAUUGUAUUCCAAAAAUGUCUAACCAGAGUUAAUAGCUUUCAUAUAUAUAUAUAAAGCUAAUAGCCAUAUAUAUAUUUUAUAUAUGUAUAAAAUUAAGUUGUUGAAAGGUUAUAUAUUGAUGUUUUUCAUCCAUUUUCUAGAUAAAUUUGCCUAGAAGACAUCAUAUAUAGAGGGGACUCAAGAACAAAGAGCUAGGUGGAAUAGAGAAUUGAAAA
Messenger RNA from Echinops telfairi (small Madagascar hedgehog), 4063 nucleotides. RefSeq names its product ATP binding cassette subfamily G member 1 (gene ABCG1). Gene Ontology annotation, biological process: cholesterol homeostasis; transmembrane transport. Bases 55 to 2091 code for a protein of 678 amino acids. Lineage: Eukaryota; Metazoa; Chordata; Mammalia; Afrosoricida; Tenrecidae. The record is from RefSeq and is a predicted model, not a curated record. Gene Ontology annotation, cellular component: plasma membrane. Gene Ontology annotation, molecular function: ATP hydrolysis activity; ATP binding; ABC-type sterol transporter activity. The transcript has 15 exons.